GUGAAGCUGUACACUGGUCAGGUGAUACGGCCACUCGUGAAAAAACUAUAAUCUCCUUUGAUAUUAACAGUGAGAAGUUCAUUGGUUUACCACUUCCUGAAGAAACUAUGAAAUGCCCAGAAGAGAUAUUUGAUGUCCAAGUGCUGGGAGAUUCCCUUUGCUUAAUUUGUGGUGUCCGUAACGUUCAUGUUGAUGUAUGGGUUAUGCAAAAUUAUGGUGUGAGAGAAUCUUGGACAAAGCAAUUCACCAUUACCCAAGAAGGAAUGACUGAAGAACCCCGAUUAUUAAAGUUCUAUGGCUCUGUUAAAGAUAGUGAGAUUCUAAUACAGGUUGGUGAACGUCUCGGUUUAUACGACCAAAAGAAUGAUAGCGUUAGGAUCCUAGAUAUAAAUGGCAUAAAUGAUGGUAAUUUUUUCUCGGAGAGUUACGUGGAGAGCUUAGUUUCGGUGAGUUCAGGUACUUAUAUGGGUACAACGGGGAAAAAACAGUCCAAGGAUGCUAUUGAAAUUCAAGAUUCUCACUCGAAGAGAAACACCAAAGUUACAAUGGAAGAAGCUGCAGAUAAAGAAGCGAAACGCAAGCAUAAUGAACUACUAGAUGAAAGUAGUAGCAGUUCUAAAAGAAAACGAGCAUCUUAUGAGAACAAAGAAUUGGAUGCCGUUAAUUCUUCUCUUGGUGAUGCUUUAUUUGUCAACGUAUAA
Messenger RNA from Papaver somniferum (opium poppy), 701 nucleotides. Its product is annotated as F-box/kelch-repeat protein At3g06240-like. The transcript has a single exon. The record is from RefSeq and is a predicted model, not a curated record. Lineage: Eukaryota; Viridiplantae; Streptophyta; Magnoliopsida; Ranunculales; Papaveraceae. The annotation marks the transcript as partial.